Ahaetulla prasina is the source of this 6142-nucleotide messenger RNA. It is a transcript of the gene SUOX, whose product is annotated as sulfite oxidase. The coding region runs from base 813 to 2471 and encodes 552 amino acids. Gene Ontology annotation, molecular function: molybdenum ion binding; oxidoreductase activity; heme binding. The record is from RefSeq and is a predicted model, not a curated record. Lineage: Eukaryota; Metazoa; Chordata; Lepidosauria; Squamata; Colubridae. The transcript is spliced from 4 exons. Gene Ontology annotation, cellular component: mitochondrion.
UCUCAAAAGGUAAUCACAUGAUGGGACUGCAACCAUCAUAAACGUGAACCGAGGGCGUGCUGCAAUGGUCGUAAAUGUGAAGAAAAAAAACAGUCAUCAGUCACUUUUCUCAGUGUCACGCUAACCUUGAACAGUCACUAAACGAACCGCUGUAAGUCGAGGACUACCUGUAUUUAGUGGUUCAUUUUUUUUUUUAUUCUAAAAAUUUAAAAACCCAGCAGGUAUUAGUGACCACCUUCUCCAUGUCCACGAAGGGCCCUGAUGAUGGCUGAGGACUAUGGGAUUUGUACUCCAGCGUCCUAGGAAAGGGAUCAAGGAAACCCCACGCCCUUCCAGCUAAAUCGAGCCAAGCCCUCCAGCGGUGCGGGAAUGGGCGGAGCCAUCGCGGCGGUACCUGCGCACCACGACCUCCAAUCGGAGCAUCCUGGAAGGCGCACCAGCGAGGGAACCGCCGCCGAGCCUCAUUCCGGAGAGAGCCGGGAACCUUAUCGGCAUCGGCGCGUCAGCGACCCCGGAGCGAGAGCCGACCGGGUCGCCUUUCCGAAGCCGUCCUCUUUGGCCUCGGGCGCCGCGGGACAAGGUCGUUGAGACGCGGUCCUCUCCUUGCGGUCUCUCCAAGGCGAAAGCGUCUCAUCGCCACCGCCCAGCGCGCGCUUUCCUCGGACCGCAGGCGGGCUUGACCGGCGGGCGCCACCAAAGUCUGGAGAAGGUCCCGAGUUCGGCCCGACGGGAAAGGAGAAUCGAGCUCGGAGAAUCCCAGCAGCGUUUCGGAGCAGCGGCUUUCUCGCCUGGAGUUUUGGGGUUUGGGGAAGAUGUUGCUGUCCAGAUCCAGCGGAAAUGGUUUCUGUACCCUUCAGAGAACAUGCUGGUUAAGAGAGAUGACUUGGAGAAACUGUCCUCCCACUUAUUGGGUGCGGCUCCCCUUCUGUGCCCAUAGCACUUGGAACAAUGCUGGCAGCAGGAGGCGCAGGCUGAUGGUAGCAGCGGGAGCAGGCCUGGGUGUGUGCAGCAUCUUGGCUUAUGGAAACCGCCAUUGGCAGGCAGCCACGGAUGAGCCUCCAGCGGGCACACAGAUUGCCUCAUUCCCUUGCUUCACCCGAGAAGAAGUGGCCCGCCAUCAUAAUGAAGCGAAUCGGGUGUGGGUGACUUACGGCAGUGAAGUUUUUGAUGUCACCAAUUUCUUAGAGCUUCACCCUGGGGGCAAAAGCAAGAUUCUUCUAGCAGCAGGCGGAGCUUUGGAACCCUUUUGGGCUCUCUAUGCUAUGCAUAAACAAGAUCAUGUCCAAGAGAUCCUUCAAGAAUAUAAAAUAGGAGAGCUGAGCCCAGAAGAGCCUCCUCUGCCGAGCCCAGAUGACCCUUAUGCCAACGAUCCUCCGCGCCAUCCUGCCCUCCGAGUCAAUACCCUCAAGCCCUUCAAUGCAGAACCUCCUCCAGAGUUACUGGCGGAAUAUUUUUUGACCCCUAAUCAGCUCUUCUUCAAGCGUAACCAUCUCCCAGUGCCAGUUGUGGACCCUGAAGCCUAUCGCCUGUGUAUUCAGAGUCCCUCUGGACGGACCCUGUCCUUAUCUUUGCAAGAUCUGAAACAGAAAUUUCCAAAAUACGAGGUUACCGCCACCAUACAGUGUGCUGGCAAUCGCCGGGCAGAGAUAAACGCCAUCCAGAAUACCAACCGGCUCGGGUGGAGCAUUGGGGCCAUUAGCAAUGCCUGUUGGGGUGGUGCCCGGCUUCGGGAUGUUCUAAUGCAAGCUGGGUAUCAACCAGGGGAUGAAGGCCAUGUCUCCUUUGAGGGCCUGGACAAGGAUCAUAGCGGCACUGUAUAUGGAGCCUCCAUCCCUUUUCAGAAAGCCAUGAAUCCAGAAGUGGGUGUCCUCUUGGCAUAUGAGAUGAACGGGGAGGAGCUGCCUCGAGACCAUGGGUUCCCUCUGAGAGUUAUUGUGCCAGGAGUGGUGGGGGCUCGUAAUGUAAAAUGGCUGGCUCGGAUUACAGUGGGGCCAGAGGAAAGCAAGAGCCACUGGCAGCAAAAGGAUUACAAAGGAUUCUCUUCUUCCGUAACCUGGGAAACAGUGGAUUUCUCCAAGGCACCUGCCAUCCAAGAGAUGCCCAUCCAAUCUGCCAUCACUGAGCCAUCUUCUAAGACCUCUGUCUCUCCUGGAGAGCUCACAGUGAAGGGCUAUGCCUGGAGUGGUGGGGGGCAGAGGGUGAUCCGUGUAGAUGUCUCCCUGGAUGGUGGGAAAAACUGGCAAGAGGCAACGCUAUCUGGUGAGGAGCAGUUGCCUGGCCAAGCUUGGGCUUGGAAGCUUUGGCAGCUGGAUGCUUUUGUGCCUGCUGGAACCAAGGAGUUGAACAUUGUCUGCAAGGCUGUGGACACCAGCUACAAUGUGCAACCUGAACAUGUGAAACCACUCUGGAACAUUUUGGGAGUCCUUAACAAUGCUUGGCAUCAGGUCCGUGUCCCCGUGGAAGAGGAGUGAGAGGCCUGACUGGGCCUAGAAGCAUUGAGGACUGCAUCUUGGCUUCUCUAUAUUUUGCUGCUGCUGCAGGGACAUUAGCCCCUGCCCCUGGAAGAAGCCAAGAAGGGCUGAGUCCUUGAACAGGGGUCUGGUUCUGGUCUCCCUUCCUCAUUUUCUGUGCAAUUCCUGUGAUUGUAGAAUUUGGGGCUAAGGCAAGGGGUGGGGUGGGCAACUAUGGCCUUUUACGACUUGUAGACUUCAACUCCCAGAAUUCCUGAACCAGCCAUGCUGAGUUAGGAAUUCUGGGAAUUGAAGUCUACAAGUUGUGAAGGGAUUAUAGUUGCUCACCUCAGUUUAAGGUGUUUAUUUUCUUCUUCUAAGGGUGUGGUGGUCUCAGAAGUGUUGCUUGCUCUCCUUCACUUAGCUUUCUCCUUAACGGAGAUCCACUUUCCUCAGGUAUUUUGGAUUUGGACUUUUAUACUCUUUAGUAUUAUUUCCGUUGUCAAAGUUCACCAAAUUGUUUGCUGGCUGGAGAUCUUUUUUAGGGUACCCCUCCAAAGAUUUAUUAAUGGUAUUGGAUCACUUGACGCUAAACUAAAUAACCCAUCUUUUUAGGAGCAUAGGCCAUUUUAUAACCUUGCUUUCUCCAUUCAGUGUGAUGCCAACUUUGGCCUUGCCGUAUUUAGUGCCUUCAGCUAUUUUAUGGGAGAACUUGAGGAGUUGAUAUUUCUCUCACAAUUAACACUGAGGAGUAUCGAAACUUAGCAUUUUCGUUAAAAGACCUGGGAGCCUUGCCCCACAUCAGGUCUGCCAGUCACUUCUUGCUGCAUGAAUACGCCACAGCAACUCUUCUUGUAAGCUAUUGUUUUGGGCAGGUUUUGCGGUCACCUAGAACCCGUAAUAUUGGAGUAAGAAACCUGAUAUUCCCAGCUGCUUUGAUCUGCUCUCAAGAAACACAGACUUGCUCAUGCCUGGCUUAGUGGUUUCCCCUCUGUAUUUCAAAUGUUGGUGCUUUGUAACCUUGGUCAACAUACCUUCAUUAACCUUGUUGCUAUAAUUUUAUUUAUUUAGUAAACAACUUUGGACAGCUGUCCAACUCACACAGAGAUAAUUCCAGGUGACUUAACAAGAUUUUUAAAAAUCCACCUUGUAACAAAACCCACCCCACCCCCCAGGGCAGCAACAAGACAAUCAAAUCAGCCAUUUGAUCAUCUCCAUCUUCCAUUUGUGGUUCCCAGGCCUGCUGACAAAGCCACAUUUUUAGGGUUUUUUGGAAAAGCGGCAGGCUGAGGACCACCCAUACCUUUUGGGGGAAUAAUGUUCCACAAAGAAAGGACCACCAGAGAGAAGACCCUUUUUUUUUUGUGAUCCCACUACAUAAUAAUCCUUAAUUGAUGGGACCUCUAAGACGCCCUGCCUUUCUGUUCUGGGUGUAAUUUCUUGGUUUGAUUAGUGCACCUCCAGAUUCUGCUGAAAUAAGAGCUGUUUCUAAUCUCUCGUUCUUACGUAAAAUAGGUUGGUUGUCCCAGAUAAAAAACUGAAUAGGAUUCUUGAGGUCUGCGGAGAAGAGUAGAUUUCAUCAGCUGUUAUCCUCACUAGAAUUCUUUUCUGUCUGGGGACCGACCCUUGUUCUUUAUUUAUAGAGAAGGGCCUGGACCUGCACUUUGAGAAACAUUUUAAAUUAAGUCUCCUGAGCCAGCAGGUUUCACAGAGAGAAUGGAUCAAGAUGAGAGACUGCCACAUAGGGGGAUUCUGUUUUAUGAAAAACAGCCAGGCGAGCAGGGGGGCCUUUGGGCAGAAAAAGUUAACACUUCCUUUGCAUAGCCUCAGCUUCACAGAGGGGCUCAUAUUGCCACACGAGUUGCUGCUCUUGAUGGUAGCAAAUAUUUAAUUUUUCUUCCAGGCCAUGCUGGGAUCCUUUUUCCUACAAAGAAAUCUUCUCUGUGCCAUCUUGACAAUGUUGUAUCUUCCUCUCACCUUUCUUGAUACAGGUAGUCCCCGACUUACGACCAUUCAUUUAAUGACCGUUUGAAGUUACAAUGGCCCUAAAAAAAGCGACUUACGAGCAUUUUUCACACUUAUGGCCGUUGCAGCAUUCCCAUGGUCAUGUGAUCAGAAUUCAGAUGCUUGGCCAUUGCUUCAUAUUUAUGAUGGUUGCAGUGUUCCAGGGUGAUGGGAUCAGCUUUUGCGACCUUCUAACAAGCAAAGUCAAAGGGGAAGCCAGAUUCACUUAACAACCGUGUUACUAACUUAACAACUGCAGGGGUUCACUUAACAACUGUGGCAAGAAAGAUCAUAAAAUGGAGCAAAACUCACUUGAUAGCAGUCUUCCUUCGCAACAGAAAUUUUAGGCUCAAUUGUGGCUGUAAGUCUUUUUUUUUUAUUUGCAUUUAUAUCCCGCCCUUGUCCGAAGACUCAGGGCGGCUUACACUGUGUUAAGCAAUAGUCUUCAUCCAUUUGUAUAUUAUAUAUAAAGUCAACUUUUAUUGCCCCCAACAAUCUGGGUCCUCAUUUCACCUACCUUAUAAAGGAUGGAAGGCUGAGUCAACCUUGGGCCUGGUGGGACUUGAACCUGCAGUAAUUGCAAGCAGCUGUGUUAAUAACAGACUGUCUUAGCAGUCUGAGCCACCAGAGGCCCAAGUCGAAGAUUACCAGCAUAGAUUAGACCCAAUUCAAAUUCAGAAGUGAAUUAUUUAAGGCCCUAGAGCUGGGGGGGGAAAACCCUGCCACCUAAAAAAUAAGUGCCAGAUUAGCUGCUCUGGGAGGCCCGCCUAUAGGUGGAAUGCCACCAAAGAGAAAAUUGUUCCCUGCAUGUGACCCAUUGAUCCUAGCACCUUGAGAGGAAGCUGAACCAUGAUUUUUGCCUAUAGCCAGACUCUUCACCUGUCUGAAAUCCAAGAAACAAGGGUCAGUAUCUCGACACUGAGCACCGAAAUUAUAUCUAGGAAAGGAAAGAAAGCUGUGGACCUUCCUAUAAGGAAGCUAAUGAGCUAAUAAACCAUAAAUGGUGCUAUAUGACUCACGAAGGUAUGAACUGUGUUUUGUAACUCAAUGGCCGGGUUCACAAAACAUUCUAGUUCAGACCCAAAACCAACCACACAACAGCUCAAGGUGUCAUUGGGCCGAGUUCCCUUUCGCUGCCCAACAUUGAAUUUUUGUUACAUAACUCUUUGCUCCCUUUCACUCAGGGCCAUCCUGUUUGAGAGCCAUAGAUCAAAACAGCUGGGGGUGGGGGCGGCAUCAGGUUUGCCCACAGGGGGUCCUGCCGAAGCUCUCCUGAUUGCUUUGUUGCUCUGGGCAUCAGUUUAAGCUGGCAGGUGGAUUGAUUCCUCCAGGUUGAUGGAUGAGUUUGUCUGUAGUUCUCCUGCAUGUCAGCACUGCAGCACGGAGGGAGAGCAAUUGCCGUGGACGUAUUGUCUUCCCAUCUUUGAUAGGCUAAAGCCAAAAAACAGAAUGAAAAAGUAUCAGAAGAAAGUUCUCUUAUAAGACUUUCCAAGCUCAGGAAUUUAAUUUUGGUUAAAAAAAAAAAAAGCAUGCAUCCUCCCAUAAAAAGUGGUUUGUGUGCUUUUUUUUAAACCUGUUUUUUAAAAGAUACUACUUGCUGCCCCCUUCUGGGAGUGGUAGGAAAUGGUUUUAUUUCAAUUAUUCUCUCCUCUUGUUGGGGACUUGUAGAAAUUCUAGGGCUAAACGGA